Messenger RNA from Ostrinia furnacalis (Asian corn borer), 525 nucleotides. Its product is annotated as tyrosine decarboxylase-like. Gene Ontology annotation, molecular function: carboxy-lyase activity; pyridoxal phosphate binding. The transcript has a single exon. The coding region runs from base 1 to 525 and encodes 174 amino acids. NCBI's taxonomy places the organism in Eukaryota, Metazoa, Arthropoda, Insecta, Lepidoptera, Crambidae. The record is from RefSeq and is a predicted model, not a curated record. Gene Ontology annotation, biological process: amino acid metabolic process; carboxylic acid metabolic process. Gene Ontology annotation, cellular component: cytoplasm.
AUGCCUUCACGAGCGCUUCCACGCCCACCCGCGCACCCUCCGCCCUCUCGACCCCAGGCUGCUCCGCCGUCGUCGAGUCAGCCGGAGGCCGCCGCGGCGCUGACACCGCACGACUUAUGCUACAACACUAGCCCAACACCCACCAUGGACGUCGAGGAGUUUCGAGUGCGCGGCAAGGAGAUGGUGGACUACAUAUGCACGUACAUGACCACGCUGCAAAAGCGGCGGGUGACCCCAUCGGUGGAGCCGGGGUACCUUCGCGCCGCGCUGCCUGCCGAGGCUCCGUACCACCCAGAACCCUGGGACGACGUCAUGAGCGAUGUAGAGAACAAGAUCAUGCCCGGGGUCACGCAUUGGCAGCACCCACGAUUCCACGCCUACUUCCCUUCGGGCAACGCGUAUCCCUCCAUCCUUGGCGACAUGCUGUCAGCUGGCAUCGGCUGCAUUGGAUUCUCAUGGGUAAAUACUAAAUACCUAGUACCUACAUAUCAUCAUGAUACCUACUCCUAUCUAAGUAGUAGUUGA